AUGGCAGCGCAUCCACCCAGAAGCCCCCCGAACGACGAAGCGACGGAAAUGCCACCUCUUGCACGACCUUCGCCGCUCUCAAUAUCAUCCUCAGGACCUCAGCCCCCACAUGCUCGCAAAGUCUCUAUCGCCGUCUCGGAGCCCGACCGGUCAUCACCUGGCAUCAACGGGCUGCGUGGUAGUCUCGGGCAGAAGGGCAGAACGCUGGGACUUCAAGACAAGCUUCGAAGAGAGGUAGACGGUGUAGUGAAGAGGCGCACUGGGGGAGUGUUGGGAAGAGGCUAUAUUCUAAAAACAGGUCAGCAAGGUCUCAAUGCUAUGCAAGGAACAGAAGGCUUAAUGUACGAUAUCGACGAUGAUGCAGACCAUUUCCCGACCGGACGUGCUAUGGAUCUGGAGCUAAACAUCCAAGGAGCUCCCAACUUUCGAGCGCCCCAGGAUGAGACUCUCAAUGUUUUUGGUGUGGCACAACCCACCACGGCCGGUCUGAAAUCAAUCCUCACUAUGCUCGGCGCCCAGCCGACUUUUCUCCGUAAACCUAACCGACGUGGCUCAACAGUGACAGGCGCCUCCCCAGCCCUCAACAACAGGCGCUUCUCGCGCGAAGACUUUCCACAAAGGCAGCCUUUCGAGAGAUCAAACUCUAUGGAUGAGAGGGAGCCGCAGGGCAAGGCUGUUUGGUUCAGUACUCGAGAGGAGACUCUUGUCUACUGCAAUGGUCGACCGUAUGUACUUCGAGACGCAUCCAACCCCUAUCAAACCCUCGCACUUUCCGAACGUGCCCCUAACCUCGAAGACAUUGAACGACGUCUCAAGAUCGACAUUCUCGACGAAGCUCGGAAAUACGGCGGGAUGAUCCUCACCCACGACGAGCUUACGGGCGGCACAAUCAUCCCUACAUGGGUGAGCGUCGAUGAAGAGAGCAUCCAGACGCCUAGGGAAGUGUGGGAUGACAUGAAGAAGAAAGGGUGGAGGGUGGAUUACUACAGAAUUCCCAUUGCCCCCGACACGCCUAUCGAACACAAUUAUCUCGACUCUUACGUCUCGGUGCUCAAAGAAGCUGACCCCUUGACGACUGCCUUGGUGUAUAACUGUGGUAUGGGAGUGGUCAGGACGACGUUUGGCAUGUGUGCGGCUAUGCUUGUGCGAAGGAAGCAGCUCCUUUUGCGGGGAUAUGACGAUCCGUUUGCUUCAGAAACAUCCUCGGGGUUCAACACUCCCCAAGCUGCUUUGAUGCCACAAGCAGCCCAAGCAAAGAUGCAGACUGCGUCGCAGCAGGCUCUCAACAAGAGCUUGCUCAAGAUGACUCGUAUCCUCAACAGAAACCUUCCGUCCAAACAUCCUUCAACAGCUAUCGAUCUCCUCACUUCACAGCCAGCCCUCCUCGAGCGACUCUGCAAAGCCCAUAUGGGUAGCUACCAGAUCGUCCUCUCGCUCUUGUCCAGUCUGGAUCAAGGCAAGCAAAUGAAGCAUCUUGUGGAUGCGGUCAUUGACUCUUGCGACGCGGUCAUCAACCUUAGGGAGAAUGUUAUCGAGCAGCGUAUCAAGUAUAGCGUGGCUUCCAUGGAUGACAAGAAGAGGCAGGUGUAUCUGGAGAAGGCGCUCCGAUCGCUCGAGCAAUACUUUGACUUGAUCGUCUUUGCGUCGUAUGUCGACGAAGAGGAUGCUGGAGACACUGGUGUGACAUUCUCCGACUUUCUGAAGAGCCGUCCCGAGAUCUGGCAUCAAAUCAAGGUCCUUCGACGUAACGGCGGUAAUCGUCUCUUCGCCUUUGCCCCCGCCAAUGACCUCUCCGUCAUCUCCCGUUCCUCCGAGAAUGACGACCAUCUCCCUACCCACCGCGAAGUCGACCUCCAAGGCGGCAAGGUACUCGGCGACGAAUGGGCCGAGCACGUCGUCACCAAUCGAAAUGGUAUCAUGCUGCGGGCUAGCACUCUGCUGAAGUCAGAUUUGUGGUUGACAGAGAGUGCGAGCUCGAAUGAGGGCGUAAGGGGUGCUAUUGGGUUUAGACAGAUUAAGGGGUCUAUGAUUUAUGCGACAGGACAGCCUACGCAGGACGCUGUUUGGACUAUCCUCCAGAAUGUGCGCGAGCAGUGGCCGACGAUUGAGAGCGUGGUCUGGGUGUGUCUGAGAGAAGAACCGCUGGUCAUGGUCAAUGGAUCACCAUACUGUCUUCGCCGAGGCAGUACAGCGCUGCGAAACAUGCGCGACUACUCGGGGGUUUCAUCCACCCGGCUCGAGAUGCUCGAACAGCGCCUUAAAUCAGAUGUCAUUGCCGAAAUCGACCAAUUCCAAGGCCGAGUGCUGUUGCACACCGAGACCGCGGAUGGACAGGUGGUGCCAGUCUGGGAGAGCGUCGACAAACAAGAUGUUACGUCACUCAGGGAAGUUAUGGAUGAAGCUGCCCAUGCCUCCAAAGAGGUCCAGCUGAACUUUGUCCGAAUUCCUAUCACCUCGGAAUCUUCGCCUGAUUUCCACGACAUUACCGAACUCGUCGAACUUUGUAUGAGAAUCGAUCUGUCCAGCACGGCUAUCAUUCUCAACGAUCAACUCGGUCGAGGCCGAUCGUCCACGACAUCUGUGAUUGUCCUUCUAAUCCAGCGCUGGCUCAAGGGUGGCCGAAGCCAAUCCCAUCGAACGCCCUCGAGAAGCAGACCUCAGGCAUCGAGGAAGAACACCACUGUCGACCAGUCGCCAAAGACGAGCUGGCAAGUAAUCAACAGCUGCUUGAGAGUCAUUCGGAACGGGCUGCAUGUCAAGCAGGUCGUUGACGAGGCUAUCGAUGCGACUGCCGCUCAGUUCAACCUUCGCCAGACUAUUGAAGAUAUCUAUGUCGAGGCCUCAGAGGCCACUGAAUCGGAAAAGAAGCGUAAGCUUACUUCCAUCGGUCUUUACCACCUCAAGCGAUACUACCACCUCUUGCUCUUUGCUGCCUACCUCGACGACCGAGCACCGGAGCAGGAAGAAUACUAUUCAUUCGAGUCGUUCAUCAAGCAUCGACCAGUCUUCAAGACGCUUGAAAAAGAGCUUGAAGAAGGCGGCAUCGAGAGUUUGGCGCCAUUAGAAAAGAUGGACCCUGCGGAUGGGAUGGCGCUGCCGGAUGAGGUGACUCAGGUCGUAGUCAACCGUGCGGGCGUCAUUUUAUCGGCACAGACAAUCCUCAAGUCCGAUUUUUUCUCUGGGCUGCAAAAGCAAAGUCUGCCAGACAGAGUGGAUGGGGCUGCCAACUACCGCAAGCUGCCUCUGAUUUGCGACAGCUCUGUGGAACCAGACGAUGAAGAGCACAAGAAGUUUGUGUAUGGUACCGGAAUGCCUUCUGCUGAAGGAUUGCGAAAUGCUCUAAACAGAAUGGACGCUGGUCCCAAUGGUAGCCGAGCAGUCAAAUGGACGUCGUUACGAGAGGAGCCAGUCCUCUACGUCAACUCUCGGCCUCACGUUCUGCGUCUCGUCGAUAAGCCUCUCACCAAUGUCGAAACUACUGGUGUCACUGCUGCCGUCGUUGAACGCAUGGAGGAGGCCAUGAAGAAGGAUGUUAUCAACGAACUACGCGCCCAAUCUGACGGCCGACUUUUACUUCACGACGAAGUUGAGUCGAAGCCCGGUGUUUACGAAAUCAUUCCGAUCUGGGAGACGGUGAAAGAAGAGGAUGUGAUGACGCCGAAGGAGUUGUAUGAAAGUGUGAUUAGGGAAGGCUACAAGGUGGACUAUAUGCGUGUUGCUAUUACAGACGAACAAGCCCCUCUGCCUGUGACGCUCCAAGUGAUGGUCAACCGUCUUACUAGUGGUCUGCGAGAGAACACCGACUUUGUCUUCAACUGUCAAAUGGGUCGCGGAAGAACCACGACGGGUAUGGCUGUCGCUUCACUGAUAGCUACCAUUGCGGUCGACGAAGCUCCCUUUGACCACGGCCUGCACACGGAUGAUGAGGACGAGGAGGAGGAGGAUGAAGCUGUUCCCGAAGCCACUCAGUAUCAGAAUGGCGAGUACAAGACCAUUUUGCAGCUGGUUACAGUGAUGAGCCGGGGCAAGGAGGCGAAGCGUGUCACCGAUCGCGCUAUCGAUCUCAUGCAAGGCGUGCAGAACUUGAGAAAGGCCAUCUACGACUUCAAACUCCAAGUAGACGCGGCGGAACCUGGAACUGCCAAACACAAAGCGCAACUCACAAGGACGAUCAACUAUCUGUACAGAUACGGCGCGUUGAUCGUGCUCGCCAACUUCUUGCUCGAGAUGAAGGCCGAAGGUAUCCCGCUGGAAAAGAGCGAUUUCUCGACGUGGCUUCAGAAGCACCGGGAGAUUCGGACCAUUCUCAACCGUUCAACUUUGGACUAG
Messenger RNA from Cryptococcus wingfieldii CBS 7118, 4329 nucleotides. RefSeq lists its product as hypothetical. The record is from RefSeq and is a predicted model, not a curated record. Bases 1 to 4329 code for a protein of 1442 amino acids. The transcript is spliced from 15 exons. Lineage: Eukaryota; Fungi; Basidiomycota; Tremellomycetes; Tremellales; Cryptococcaceae.